UAAUUCAAUUAAUAUAAAAUAAUCUAUGCAUUCUGUUGCAAAUGACGUCCUCUGAUUGACUACGCUACUCACUAUCUUUUCUGUGUUUGUUGUCUGUGUUAACCGGUGUCUUUAUUAGGGGGUAAAUUUUAGAGAAAAUAUAUAUUAUUAUAAGCUUUUUGUCGGGACAAACAAAACUGUCCGUUAUAUAAGGGUGUCAGUAUUAAGCGGGUGUCCGUAGAGCAGGUUAGCAAGUUGCAAAAUAAUUACUUGCAUGAUGCAUAGUGAACUGGGAUAUGCUGUGGGCACUAACAUGUAGAACUUGAGAAGACUUGUUUUUUAAUCUUUAAUCUGGCUAAUGGUGUUCUAAGCAGAAAUUUGUGAAAUCAAAUUUUAUUUUAUUUGUACUACAAGGCUGAAUUUGCUACAUGUAAGUUUGUCAAAACAUUGCAUGUGUGUGUGGUUUUCAGGUCAUUGCAUCAGAUGUUAAUCAAGAUGGUUUGUUUGAAAUUCUGGCAAUAGACAACAGCGGGAAUAUUGCUUGUAAGAGCCUUAAAGGGAAAAUGGUGUGGGAGGCUACAGUUUCUAGUUCAAGUGCUGCAGGGAUCCGUGUAGCUGAUGUGGAUGGAGAUGGUUUCAUGGAAGCUGUUGUUGCUACAUUUGAUGGGUAUGUGUGGGUUCUUGAAGGAGAUACAGGGAAGGUGUUGGAGGGGUGGCCUGUCAAGCUACCAAGGGAGGUACUAGCAACUGUACUGGUCACUAAACUUGUCCCUGGAGAAAGCAGUGCAUCAGAUAUUGUUAUUCCCCUUGUUGACGGCCAGAUUGCAAUCAUCCGAGGUAGUGACCGCUGUACAGAGCUCAUCAAUGUUGGUAAGACUGUGCUAUCUGGGGCUGUUAGUGCUGACUUGUUGCCAGGGCGACCAGGUCUGGAGCUGAUAUUGGGUGCCGAUGAUGGAACCCUGCUGUGUUUGGCGAAUGCACCAAACACAGUUACACAUAGUCUUCCUGCAGAUAUGAAUGAACUAUUUUCCUGGCCAGCAGAGAAUGUACCCUGCAGUGGAACAACAUUUUUCUCUGGAAAGGUCGGAGUGAGGUUCACUCCAAACUCUCAGCAAAACACCGAGAUAAGUGGGAGAUCCUUUCCUGUGGAGUUCGAAAUUAAAGAUGAGCAGCCACAAGACGUAAAAGGAAAAGUUUACAACAUCAAGAUUAUCAUUGGAAAGCAGAUCAUGGUUUUUAAGAAGAGCUACAAGUCUCCUGGAAUAUACACUGAACAAGUCAUAGUACCAUCACAGCCCUGCAGAGCUGCUGUGUCAUUACAACUCACCACUGAACAUGGACAGUGUUUCCACAGCUCUCUGCAUGUAAGUUUUAACCUGCACUUCAAAGACGACUUGGCGUGGCUACUGCUGGUGCCAUUUAUAACAACUGGAUGUCUUCUGCUGGUUCUUCAUGGCUGGACACAACUAGAUGCAGAUAUACUACCAACAAUAAUGACCAAGAGAAAGAGAUAGCACUCAACAUCAAACAAACAAACAUGGAUGAACACAACUGAGUGCAGAUAUCCUGCCAACAAUAAUGACAAGAGAAAGACAUAGCACUUAACAUCAAACAAACAAACAUGUAUGAACACAACUGAGUGCUGAUAUCCCUUCCUGCCAAUAAUAAUGACCAAGAGAAAGACAUAGCACUCAACAUCAAACAAACAAACGUGGAUGAACACAACUGAGUGCAGAUAUCCUGCCAACAAUAAUGACAAGAGAAAGAGUUCGCCAGCUCUGAUUACGCGAUUAUCAGUUGUUUCCUGCGUUUCGAGUCCAAUUUUACAAUAACAACUUUUCCAAGCUGAAAAUGAUGACGAGGGGGACACAGGUAGUCAAAACUACGUAAGGGGCUAAACGGCCGGUUACCUAUGAAGGAGGACGAAUGUGAAUUGAAGGUCGUAAACGAGGACUACUUAACUUGGAGAAGAUUUUUAAUAACAGCGAACCAGUAAUUGCCCGGGAUAAUAAUGGCGUGAUGCCAUUUCUGUCGCAAGCAGGAACGACAUUGAGAUAACUGACAGUGUACAAGGGCAGCACACGAUAAAGAUCAAGAACAAAGGAGAUCAAGCCUCGAUUACCAAAGCUAUUGACCAUGUUUCGCGUUUUCUCUUUUCAUUGCCUACUCGUUUACAUCUUUUACUGGAAUCAUUAUCUGAAUGCCGCGUAGAUUAACAUGUCGUGAUAGCUGCCUGACUGAUAAUUGAAACAAAAGGUGAAAAAGAGAUGCACCGUAAUUUGUAUUCAAUUGAUCCAUUUCAGAAGUUGUCUUGUUAGAAAUUAUUUAUUCAUUUAUUUAAACAAGAGAAAAAUAAAACAGCUGAAUUUGGAUCAAGGAA
This is a messenger RNA of Orbicella faveolata, 2359 nucleotides long. RefSeq lists its product as uncharacterized. The record is from RefSeq and is a predicted model, not a curated record. Gene Ontology annotation, molecular function: protein binding. NCBI's taxonomy places the organism in Eukaryota, Metazoa, Cnidaria, Anthozoa, Scleractinia, Merulinidae.